Messenger RNA from Brugia malayi, 276 nucleotides. RefSeq lists its product as uncharacterized. The record is from RefSeq and is a predicted model, not a curated record. Bases 1 to 276 code for a protein of 91 amino acids. NCBI's taxonomy places the organism in Eukaryota, Metazoa, Nematoda, Chromadorea, Rhabditida, Onchocercidae. The transcript is spliced from 3 exons.
AUGAAAAGCGCUCGAGUUCUAUUUUUUGCGCCAUCGCUACCGUUUUGCAUUCUCAGCACAUUCACAUUAUUAGCAACAUCACAGAAAUUACUUCGGGACAUUGGCAUUUACGAUUUCUAUGACUUAGACAUUAACAAUGACUUAGACGACAACAAAUAUUUUGACGUUGACAUAAAUAGUGACAUAGUUGGAAUUAACGAUUAUAUUAGCGAUAACAUCAGCUACAACGAUGACAUGCAUCUCAAUAGCUCGAAGCGAUUAAUCUCUUAUGAUUAG